GUUAAUUCGCUCUUUGGAUGUUCUAAAAGAAAAACAUGCUCUGAAGUUUUCUGCUGACGAUUUGGGGUUUACAUACUUCUUGCGGACUUCUGGAAAAGGCAGGUUUAUUUUGACGGCGAAGAACGGGAAAGAACCCUUGAUUCUUGAAAUUGGCGGUGCCAAUGAUAGGGGGUGGAUGACUAAAUUUUUCUUUGUCGAGAGAUCCUCACUGGGAGUAGCAGGAAGAGUUCUGGUUGAUAAAUGGAGAGUUGCAGCAAUUAAGCAGAAAACAAUUCCCCUGGAUUUCGGGCCUCUUGCCGAGGAGAGAACAA
Cuscuta epithymum is the source of this 311-nucleotide messenger RNA. Lineage: Eukaryota; Viridiplantae; Streptophyta; Magnoliopsida; Solanales; Convolvulaceae. The record is from the annotation of a GenBank genome assembly.